This is a messenger RNA of Frieseomelitta varia, 7533 nucleotides long. RefSeq names its product LON peptidase N-terminal domain and RING finger protein 3. The transcript has 9 exons. NCBI's taxonomy places the organism in Eukaryota, Metazoa, Arthropoda, Insecta, Hymenoptera, Apidae. The coding region runs from base 831 to 3011 and encodes 726 amino acids. The record is from RefSeq and is a predicted model, not a curated record. Gene Ontology annotation, molecular function: protein binding.
GAGUCGAAGGUGUGUGUACCGCCGCGUGGCGCUGUCGUCGUCGUCGUCGUCGCUGCCGCCGCCGCCGCCGCCGCCGCUUGGCUCAGCUUGGCUUGGCUUGGCUUGGCUUGGCUUGCCACCACGGUUGCACCGACGCCGCCACCACUGCCUGCCGGCCACCCCUCGCUGCCUGCCCGGUUGGUUUACGUUUCUGACAGUGGCCCGAGCGAGCGGUGACAGCCGAGCCAGCAGUCGUCAGUGCGCCGUCGUGCCGUGCGUAGCACUGUUUCUGCGUGCCGUGCGACGUGAAUUCUCUUACCGCGUGGUCGGCCAGCUGUCAAACGUGUGCGACCGACCGAAUCGCUUAUCAACAUUGGACCCAGGCUGUCCCGGGCUGUUCGACGCGGCUACCGAUAUACACCCGGAUAGUCCGAUCAUUCUCACGCGUCUUUCUCUGUGUCAAGUGUUUUCUCCGACCAGCCAGCCGAUCGAUACGAUCGUCGUUCUUUUUCAUUUUUCUUUCCUUUUUUCUUUCCCUUCCUGUUUCCUUCAUUUCCAUUUGCAAGCGAGUGGCGAGACGAAGGAAGAAAGUGAUCGAGAAAGAUCGCACGAUCUUUCAAAGUGGACGAAUGAGGUAAAAUGCACAUCUGUCUGAGAGCUACCCUCACAAAGUUAUCGAUCAGCGGAUCGUGCCGCGCAGUUUACCCCGCGAUCGACGGGUGCACGUAAUUCUUAUCGGUCGCAGGCACGUCAUUUCUACGAAAACAACGAAACCGAUCUCUCUCUCUCUCUCUCUCUCUCUUUCUCUUCCGAAAAUCCGUCGCCGUUUCGCGUGUUCCACGUCCACGAACAUGACCGAAUUGGCAAAGGAAGCGUUCGCCUCGUGCAACUAUCGUCUCGCCGUGGAGAUGUACGAGCGAAGCUUGAAGCAAAAGGCACCGAGCUUCGAGGUGCUGGUCGGCUACGGGGACUCGUUGGCCAAGUGUGGUCGAAUCAGGGAAUCGAUCGGCGUUUACGCGAGGUGUUUGUCAGUGGGCUCGGUGCCACCGGAGAGACUGAAACACUUGGCCAACGCUUUGCUGGACGAGUUGUCCGGCGCGGCGACCACCGCCACCAGCUUCCGAAGGAAAAUAGAGACGUCGUUCGCGUGCCCGGUUUGCGAGGGAACCUUGUGCCAGCCGGUGACCACGAACUGCGGCCACACGUACUGCAAGAAUUGCGUGGAACUGGGCAAGAGCUGUCGCGUGUGCUGGCAAAAGAUCGCCGCUGUGAGUGAGACGAACGUGCUGGUGCAGAGACUGGUGGAAAAGUGGUGGCCACGCGAGGCUGAGGCCAGCAGGGCCAGGCACGAGGGUGACACAUUGAUGAAGGAGGGACACCUGGGUCAGGCCCUCGAGAGGUACAACCUCGCAGUUCAUCUUGCGCCAAACAGCCCACUCCAUCUUAGCAACAGGGCUCACGUUUUACUCCUGCUGAAUAGGCCUCAAGCCUCCCUCACGGAUGCUGAUCAUGCAGUAAGGCUACGACCGGACUGGGGCAAGGGUCAUUACAGACGAGGGGUGGCUUUGUCGGCUCUGGGCCGACACGAGGAGGCGCUGUUUGCCCUUUGCAUCAGCGUAGCCAUCGACAAGAAUCCACAAGCUGUGCGUCACGAAUUGAUCAAGGUGCUGUACAAUGUGUUGUCGUCCGGAUAUCGUCGUUACGGCCUGCCAUCUCGCACCCCGUACAACUUGACUGAGGGUGCGUCGCGCACGAGGAGUCGUCACCAGCUGAUGAACCCGAAAAGAAAUCGUCGAGCAGCGUUGAACGCCUCUGACUGCGAAGAUAAUAGCAGCGGCGGCGAAGAGGAUUUCACUCAGACUGUUAGCAGAAGACUCCUGUCAACCACAGCACCACAAAACAACAUGAAGCUGCAGGCUGGCCUAGAUCGUCUCUACCAAGACAUCGAGAAGCUGAAAAGACUGGAAGCGAGACCCGGUGAAAUUCUCCUUCCACCCCUUUCCGGUGGCACAGCAGGCGAGUUAGAUUGUAUUCUGUGCUGUCGACUCUUAUGGAAACCCGUAACAACACCAUGUGGGCACACGUAUUGCUGGAUGUGUUUAGAUCGCUGUUUGGAUUACUCUUCUGCCUGCCCUUUGUGUGUCACAUCUCUUGCCGAUUACUUGGCCAGCAGCCAGAAGACAGUGACGGACUUCGUGGAGAGGGCUUUGAAGACGGUGGCACCGGCGGAAUAUGCCUCCAGGGCAGCCAGCCACCGAUUAGAACUGGUCCAGGGACUUGGCCUCCUGGGCAGCGAGCAGAUAGCGGUUUUUGUUUGCACCACGGCGUUUCCAUGCGUUGCUUGUCCCCUGUUCGUUUACGAGCCAAGAUACAGGCUGAUGGUUAGGAGAUGCGUGGAAAGCGGCGUCCGUCAAUUCGGGAUCGCCGCCUGUCUCAACAGAGAAGCCACGGGGACUAAAAGAUACGCGGAAUACGGCACCAUGCUCGAGAUUCGGGACAGAGUUCUGCUGAAAGAUGGUUGCAGCAUUCUGAGCACAGUCGGUGGCAGAAGAUUCAGAGUUCUCUCUGGAGGAGAAAAAGAUGGUUAUGAUACGGCUCAAGUAGAAUUCCUGAGGGACACGAUAGUUCAGGACGAUCAAUUGUUGAAUCUCCUGGAGCUUCACGACAAGGUGCGAACGAAAGGGAGAAGAUGGUGGGAGACGGUGCCGCUGUCCCAACAAUUAGAAAUACAACGAGUAUUCGGUCGAAUGCCAGACACCGAGGAGGACUGGUCUCGUUUGCCAGACGGUCCCUCGUGGACCUGGUGGUUGUUGGCGAUUUUACCGCUUGGCCCCCAGCUGCAAGUGGGUAUUCUCGGUACGACGAGUCUGGAGAAGAGAUUAAGAGCCAUCGAGAAGACUCUCGAUCACAUGGAGCAAAGGCAACUGACCGUCGCCCCCGCUCCCUCGGAAGAAACAACCACUUCCUCCAGCAUAUGUCGAGACGAGGGUGGUCUCACAGACACGACAAUGUCAGUGGUACAACAAUCUUAAAGGAACAAGGAAAGAAAGAUGUCCAUUCGGGGCAAUUCGUUCGGACGAUUUCGCCGUGAGAUGGCGGUUCAAUGGAAUUCGACAUUCACUCGAUGUACAAAGUACUUGGAGAGUAGCUUAUUAGCUCGAAGAUUAUUACUUUUUACUCGGUAUUUAAUAUACACGCAUUAUAUCCGGAAGUGAGGCGAGGAGAACCUGUGGAGCUCGGUCGAUCGACAGCCAGGGGUUUUCCAUAUGCAUCGACUACCCCCCUCCCCCCCCCCAACUUUUCUUCUUAUACUUAACCCCGUUAGUUGCGUUUUAACUCGAGUACUGUCUCUCUUUUUCCCUGUACCCGGGUACUCGUUAAACUGACACAGUCAAGCGCCUUAUCGACGGAACGAUGAUGGUGCAAUUUGGAGAAGCGAGACUAGAAGAUCGAACAAAAAGGUAACAUCGGUUGUCAUACAAACAGUUAUUUCCUUUCAUUAUUCAGAGACAACUCUGUUAGGAUAAACGUUAAUUCUUUGCGAUCUGUAAUAACUUCUGAAGUAUAGGCCAGCAGAUUUUUGUCACAAUGAAUGUAUGUAUAUAUUUAUGAAAGUGUAAAAGAACGUAAAAUUUCUUAAAAAAGUGAAAUUAGUAAAAAGAGAUCCUUGAAAUCAUUCACAACAAUCUGUUAUGACCUUCUUCAUCAUGGAGAUUGUGCAAAAAUAAUUUUUCACAAUUAUACUUAAUAUUUUAGUUAUAGAAAAAUAAAACAAAAAUUUAUCGUAGAAGAUUUGUACAAGAUAUAGGAUCGCAAAGAAAUGUAAAGAAUGAAGAAAUGAAGAAAUUAAUCUCGUCAACUCGGGAGUUAUAGCUCGUUGAAAAUUGUAUUGAUCGUUGAGAGUCGCGUAUGUGAUUACUGCAAGCAAUAUUACAAGCAACCCGCUAUUUUACAAUCUCGCUACGUUUGCACUUCCUGACAAGAGAUUGAUGACGGAGUCGCUAGACCAGUGCUGCCAACGAAUGAAACUUCUCCGAUUUUUCCUCUGCGUAUAAAAAUCAAUUAUAUUUAAUAAUCAGUUAUCGUUCCUAUAUUACAUGUAACUACCGGAGAGGCAAUACUGAAAGCUGUUAUCUCAAAGCUCACAAUUCAUUUUCUUUGGCGGCACUGACUUUUCACUAGUCUCUUUGAAAUAGCAUAAGUAACACACGAUAAUUGAUACUUUCCGGGCUGUACGAAAACUUGAGACAAAAUCAAAUAUUAUAAAACAGUAUAAUUUAAUUCCAACUGGCGACAAUAGUUAAUUAUUUUCUAAACUUAUUUAACUUUUAAAGAAUCUACUUCUUUGGUCAAUGAUAUCUUGAUCUUUAAGUACUAUAGACAUUGAAACUUACACAAGUACUAGACAGUUCAAAGAAAAUCUCACAAAUCGCUGAUAUUUCAUUAAAUGAAAAUUAGAUUCAAUUGUUUUUGUUUUAUAUAUAUAUAUAUAUAUAUAUAUAUAUAUAUAUAUAUUCCAAGUAUGAUUGGACAAUGUAGACAUAUUUUAAAAAUGUAAAAGAAACACGAAUGAGAAUUAAUAUCAAUUUUAGUACUAAAAUGUUCAAUCAAUUAGUACUUAGAGAUACCACCGAUCUCAUAAAUUGCACGGAAUGUGUCAAAUAAUACAAUAAAAAAUUACCGUUGACUGAUUACUCAAUCAGUAUUGAGUAAUAAAUGAGUUUCGAACGAGCUAUAAUACGUCUCCAUGUUCUUCGAUAUUCUUAGAAAAUUAAUUAUAGCACUGAUAACCGAUCGAUCCUCAAAUAGACAUUUUAUAUGCAUAACUCGUGUUAUUGUCGAUAAUAUUCGAACAUUUUGUCACAAUCAUCGAUGAAUCGACCAAAAUAGACGAUAGAAUGACAUAUCCGAAACGGAAGGAUAGAGGAAGGAUAUCGUUUACCUCGGUAAGGCGUGACGGUGUUCUCCGCGCUGUUGCAAUACGCAAAUCUGUUCUUCCAGAUAAUAAUUAUAUAUACAUACAUCUAUAUGUAUACACACACAUUUAUGUAUACACGUACAUGAUGCAUAUUAUACGUUUGCAAUCAGAGGUACGCACGUCGUCGUCGUUUACGCUUAUGUCUUUCGUACCCGACGAGAACUUUUUACCUUCCAGACGAAUCACGCAAAUAUAUAUAUAUAUAUAUUCAUAACGAUGGUACAAUGAUGAGAAAGAAGAAACGAGGACGUACGUAUUUCGUCGUGGGUGCGCUGAGUACAAAACGUUUGUCGCGCGAUCAGAGAAACGUGUUUUAGCUCUGUUGUGCGUGAUACCAGUUUUAGCUCAUUCGAACUUGGCCGUUCUUGAACUUCUGGGACGCGGAGAAAAUUGUUCGAUAUUCACGAAAUGUGAUCAUAUUUUCUACGAUUUUCUAUGAGACGGUCUUUCGUAACAUCUAGAUCGGAAGCAAAGCGAACUGUACACUUCAAUUUUUGAAAUAUGUCUUUUUGAAGAGAAUAUCGGGAAUGUGUUGUUUGAAGUAUGAAAUUCCUAAAUAAAUUUAAAAUAAUUUUAAAUGUAUAGUCUUUAUAAUACGUUGACUGCCACGCGAAACUUACGCUUUAGUUAUUUAUUUUUUUUUUUUUUAUCAAAUACUCAAUUGUAUCAAAUAAUUAUUUAUUUUGUUAUUAAUGUAAUUCAAAUUUCUUUUUUUGUCAAUAAUAUUAAUCCCGUUGCUCUGAAAUAUUUGUAAGAGUAGGGACAGUCAAUGUAUUAUAGAGUAAAAUUAUAUGAACGAAUGAUUCUCCGAUUAUUAUGAAUUGUAAUAUUCUGUUUGCACUUGUCUUAACGUUUUAAGGGUCCAAUAAUACUUAGCAUCUUCUUGGAACGUUUUUACGCGUCCCAUAGCGAGAAACGGCGAGAUAGAUUGAUAAAUAUAGCGAUUGAGUUAGAUCUAGGAGACGUUCAAUUCGGAGAAACGAGAAACUUUAGAUGGAACGUUCUAUUUUCACUCAGCUUCUCGUAAUGAGCCAUACUUGUUGAAAAGGAAUUUACAACAACGACCAGUUUACGUGGCAAAACGAUCUUGAUGUGGCACGAAACUCAAUUUUUUAUACUGUCCGGCCUGUAUUCAGAACGCUCUAGUAGAACAAACUAUACUCCUUUUCUUUCCAUAUAAAAAACAAAAAAAAAAAAAAAAAAAAAAAAAAAAAAAAAAAAUCUACUAUAAUAUUAAUACGAAAAUUUUUUCAACCAUUUUUCUUCGAAUAUCUCGAUGUUUUUAAUCUAACGGUUUACAUUUAUAAAGAUCUUCUUGAAAACGUUAGAAAUUCUAACGAAAAAGAAGAGAAAAAGAGAGAAAAAAAAGAUCUAUAUAUGUAUAUAUAAGCAAUCGUUGAGAAUUGAUAAUUAAUUCUUAAUCAAAAUUAGAAGUCUAACCGUCGAUAAUCAUAAUCGUUCUCAUUCGAAUAAGCUGUAAUUUGCGUCCAAACUAUCCGAACUAUCCGUGUGGUUUUGCGCGAUAAUCGAGGAGUGCCACGCUAUUAAACGUGGUUUUCCCAAACGAUGUUGGCAAACGCUCGCGAGACAAAGGCGUAUUGUUUAGUGAUAAUACAGUGUUAUGAAUACGAGCCUUUAAGUUUAUUCCGUCGCUUAUAAGACUUCUCGACUGCGGUAGCGUUAUAGUAAUUUAUUUUCAUGCGAUUUUUUUAAACGUCAUUCGAGAGUGACACAUACAUACAUACAUACAUACAUGCAUAGCGAUCGUCAGAGGAGCUAGGGAACGUCAUAUCAGUGCAAUCAAGCGUACAGAGAAAACGAGAAGAAAGAAAGGAAGAAAGGAAGAAAAGAGGCGUAACGCGUCUGUUGUCCAUGAUGAUUGAUCAUUAUUAUUGUUAUCGUGAAUCACUAUUAUUAUUAUUAUUAUUAUUAUUACUAUUAUCAUUACUAUUAUGAUUAUUCUAAUUAUUAUAACAAAUUAAGGAGAAUACUAUUACUAUAAAGUGAGUACACACACACACACCACUAUUAGCUUUUAGUAUCUUCGAUAUUCUAUUAUACUAUCGGAAUGCGAAUAACGACAAUUGAAUAAUUGGCAUUAUUCGAACACCGCAUACACCUAACGUACUAUAUUUCCAAUUUCUCUCACUCGAGAGUGUUGUGUGUGUGCGUGUGCGUUUGUGUUUGCGUGCGUGUAUGCGCGUGUGUACGAAGGAUGAAGAGGAGGAGGACAAGUUUUUUCAUCGCACGUUUUCUAAUCAAUAUUAUAAUAAUAAUAAUAAUGUAAACAUUUCGUCUCCAAGAAAAAAAAAAAAAAGAAAAAGUCGAACGGGGAGCAGAGAUGGUGUGUCCCUGGUAUCUUGAAAUUUAUAUUCUCUUCUCUAGACUUUUACGAAGUUGUGAAUCAUGCAUUGUGAUAUUACCGUAUAGCCUACCUAUUGUAUAUUGUUAUAACAUAAUAUUACAAAAAAAUAGUAUGUAAUGUCACGCAACUUUCCAUUUUUACUUCGACAUUUCUAUAUUUAUCUUCAUCUCUUCAUAUGGAAUUAUUGUAAUAAAAUAUCGAUGAAAUCAAA